GACGUUGUCCCCCGGCUGACGCUGGAGCUCUGCAAGGAGGAUUUUCAGGUUCCCGCCAAAUCGUGCGGUGUGUGUGACAGCAGCAGGCGGAGGGAGCCCGCACACGAUUGUCUAUAGUCUGGGUGAAAUCUACUAUUAUAGCGAUGGCGUCGUUGUGCUUGCGGGGUACAAUUCGGAUACACUGCCUUAAUAUGGGAACAUCGAAAUGGAAGGAGGGAAGCUGUGAAGUUGUUGAAAAGGAUAACAAGUUCAGCCUGGUUGUGAAUUUCAAUGCUGGUGGGGUACCAGCAAAGUUUCAGCUUAAUCAGAACAUUAAAAAUGUUGUUCUAAGGACGUCUGGGACGAAGCAGAGUAGGAUAUUGCUCACUCUAAAAGAUUCUAGUUCUCUUACAAUUGAUAAGGUUCCAAGCAAGGACGCUCAGGAGCUGAAGCAUUUCCUGGAUAAUAUUCGCCUUGAGCGAAGUCAAGCAGUGAAACCAGCACAAGGAUCAGCAAGCUUUGGUGGCAUAUUGGGGAACAGAAGUACUCAGAUGGAAACCAUCCGACCCUUGGCUAUCAACCGAAACCAAACACCUACCAAGAGAGUAAGCUUUGAUGGUAAAGAUGAAACACCAGUGAAAAAACAGAUGAGCAGCAAUGGAAGAGCUCUAGUCAAAACCUCACCAAGCAGUGUGACCCCAGUUCGUGGUGGGAAUGCACCAACAACCUCUACUCCGCACAGGACUGGGUUGAUGGAGACCAGCACCAACAAGGCAAUGACAGAUCCUGCCCGCAAAUUUUUAACUAGUAGCCGCAAAAAACAGCAGAACCUGAAGCAGUUGGAAGAAAACCGCCAAGGUCUAAUGCCAUUGCAGUCAUCAUCCUUUUACAGUACAAGGUUCACCCCAAAAGAGUAUUCUGUGGGAAAUUCCUAUGCAGAGAGGACGCCAGGAACUACUCAAUCCCCAUCUGCUAAGAGAAGCUUAGUCCUUCCUUCCCAAUCUGGUCCUCUCUCUGUGAAAAAACUAAAACCAAAUCAGGACUAUACUGGAUGGAAUAAGCAAAGGGCUCUUUCAACACACCCCCAGCCACAACAGUUGCAGGGUUUCUCCAACUUGGGAAAUACCUGCUACAUGAAUGCAAUAUUGCAGUCCUUGUUUUCUCUGCAGCCUUUUGCCAAUGAUUUACUUAAACAAGGCAUCCCAUACAGGAGAAUUCCAUUGAAUGCAUUAAUCAGACGCUUUGCCUUUCUGCUGGCAAAGAAGGAUGUGUGCAGCGCUGAAAUGAAGAAGGAUUUGCUUAAGAAAGUGAAGAGUGCAAUCUCUGCGACAGCAGAACGUUUUUCAGGUUACAUGCAGAAUGAUGCCCAUGAAUUUUUAAGCCAGUGCCUUGACCAGCUGAAGGAAGACAUGGGAAAACUGAAUAAAACAUGGAAGUCCGAAUUAUCAUCAGGAGAUGAAGUUUUUGGCAGCAAAGCAAGUGACGACAUUGCUGCAACUCAUAUUUAUACCUGCCCUGUGAUCUGCAAUUUUGAGUUUGAGGCUCAGCAUUCAAUCAUCUGUAAAAUGUGUGGUGAAAAGGUUCUCAAGCGGGAACAGUUUAAUGAUCUCUCCAUUGAUCUUCCUCGUCGGAAAAAACAGUUGCCCUCCAGGUCUAUACAGGACUCCCUUGACCUCUUUUUCCGGAAGGAAGACCUUGAAUAUUCCUGUGAAAAGUGUAAUGGAAAGUCCGCUGUUGUAAUGCACAAAUUCAGCAGAUUGCCCAGGGUUCUAAUCCUUCACCUCAAACGAUACAGUUUCAAUGUGGCUCUUGCGCUUAAUAACAAAGUUGGCCAACAAGUGAUCAUUCCGCGGUACCUUACACUGUUAUCACAUUGUACAGAGAAUACCCGAACUCCUGUGUCUCUGGGAUGCAACACACCUGCUACAUUAAGCUCCCGUCCACUGAAAGCAUCUCAGAUGGUGAAUUCUUGUACUUUUGGAAACUCCACUACACUUAGAAAACAGAGCUUUAAAUCUGCAAGCAACUUGUCCAUCUGUCUGGAUUCUGAAAGUGAGGAUGAGCACCUGAAGAGGAAUGUAGUUCUCAGCCAGAGAACAAGUCACAAUAUUGUGAAAGAGCAGCAACCCGAAGACCAGGACAAGAAAUCCCGAGUGGAAAGUGCAAAAUGCUCAGAUCAGGCAGAUGGAAGCUUUGAGGAAAUGAAUGAUGAGGAGCUGGUGGCUGCUGUCCUGGAAAUGAGCAAAAAAGAAUUUUCACCAUGGCUCGCAGGCAAAGAUGAGGAGAAAUGCGCAAGCAGUCCAGACACCGGCUUUGGAGGAGAUGAUGAUCUGCAGGAAAAUGCUGAAAGUAUGGAAGUGUUAGAGGAAGAGACACUGACUGCUGUAAAAGAAUCUGGUGCUGCUCAGUAUAGUGACCAGGCCAAGGACUUUGAUGAGAAUAAAGAGAACAAGACUCCAGAAAGCUCACAGAAUGAGGCUGACUGGAUGCAGUAUGACCUGGAAAGAGAGCGUGAGGAACAAGAGCUACAGCAGGCUUUGGCUCAGUCUCUCCAGGAGCAGGAAGCUCGAGAAUUGAAGGAAGAUGAUGACUUAAAGAGAGCAACAGAGUUGAGUUUACAAGAGUUUAACAGCUCUUUCCUGGAUGAGAUGUCCGAUGAGGAUUCUGGAAAUGAGGAAGUUCUGGAUAUGGAAUAUACGGAGGAAGAAACAGAGGAACUGAAGAAAAAUGCAGAGAUUGGUGAGCUACCCCAUUCGUAUCGCCUUGUCAGCAUUGUCAGCCACAUCGGAAGCUCCUCCUCUUCUGGUCACUAUAUCAGUGAUGUGUAUGAUAUCAAGAAGCAAGCAUGGUUUACAUACAAUGACCUGGCUGUGUCCAGAACACAAGAGAACACUGUUCAGAGUGACAGAGAUCGAAGUGGCUACAUCUUUUUCUAUAUGCACAAAGAGAUCUUUGAUGAACUUGUUGAAGAGGAGAAAAAAUCCCAAGCUACGACCACUGAACCAAGCAGGUCAGCCAGACCCCCAAUGUGACUCCCCUGAAGGACCUGUACACUUGCACUGGACUAUGAAAUGUAUAGUUACUUUGGCUUUGUGAGGUGUAUCUUGCCUUGAAGAUAUGAAAAGCACAUUUAUGGAUCUCGUUGCCAGUUGUGUGACUAAUCUCCCAUACAAAGAUUGUGCCCGUAGCGCAUUUUGGAAACUGCUAUUGAAAGCUCACAGCUACAUUUUGCUAAUGAAAUUGCUAUUUUUUUUUCUUAUUUUUCUGUCCCGUCUUUUCAUCAAAACUAUGUUUUGACUUCUGAAGGGCCUUGGAUUAGUAAGCGACUUCAUGACACUAUUGUUGCAGUUUCUUAUGCUACCAGUGGAUGCUGUUUAAGUUUGUGCACAACCCCCAAAUUCCCGCCCCACACACCUUUUUUUUUUUUUCAACUUGCAUUUUGGAAGAUUUGCUAGCACUGGCACUGUUAAAUAGUUAUUGUCGCAGUCUGUAAUUUUAAUGGACAAGUCUUUGCUUAUCAGUUUUUGGAAAAUACAUUUAUAUAUUUAUAUCUUUUGUUAUUACUUUGUAAUGAAGCAGUUGCUGUGAGGAUGAAUGCAGAAUCUUUUUCCUCCAGACCAGUUGGUUCAAAGCAAUAAGAUGGAAUGGACAGUACAGAGGGUUUCGCAAGGUGCUUAUAAUGUGGUGGCAACAUGGCUCUCGGAAAUGUUCGACAAUCAGCACUAUCAAUAUGAAGUCAACAAAAUGUCUAUUUUAACAGUUUAUUUUUAUGCAUAUUGAGUCUUAGUCUUGUACUCUAUACACCUGGGCAUUAUUGUUCGAUCUGUCUGUUCCUAUUGAACUGUGCUCCGCUUUUCCAAGCAUCCCAUUUCUCAUUUUCUGAGUUGGUCAAUUAUUCAUAGUUGCUGAUUAAACUCCUUCACCCAUGACUUGUUUGCCUAGCACCGAUACAUGCAGAACAUUACUACUUUGUUAAUGCAUCGUCCCUUUGUGUUUGUUUUUUUUGCCUGUCAUGCAAAGUAUCCCUUGGUAUGUUUAUAUUGCAGGCUUCAUCUUCCAUAAUGCAAUUUGUAUAAAUCUUGGUAUCAUCUUG
Pseudophryne corroboree (corroboree frog) is the source of this 4072-nucleotide messenger RNA. RefSeq names its product ubiquitin specific peptidase 37 (gene USP37). The coding region runs from base 144 to 3011 and encodes 955 amino acids. The record is from RefSeq and is a predicted model, not a curated record. The transcript has 23 exons. NCBI's taxonomy places the organism in Eukaryota, Metazoa, Chordata, Amphibia, Anura, Myobatrachidae. Gene Ontology annotation, biological process: protein deubiquitination. Gene Ontology annotation, molecular function: cysteine-type deubiquitinase activity.